AUGCCGUCUAUGCAUUCUGCAAGAAGAGUAUGCCAGAUUCUGGCCUUAUUGGUGCUACCGUUUUGUUGCCUCACAAAAGUUCAUGCGCAGCGGUAUCCCUUUUAUAAUGUCAGUAUAGAACAUGGGCUGAUACAGUCGCAGGUACAAUGCAUGGUACAGGACAAGGCAGGUCAUUUAUGGGUAGGUACCCUGGGUGGAUUAUCCCGCUACGACGGCCAUUCCUUCAAUACCUAUUCGGUUCGUGAUGGAUUGCCGGAUAAUUCAGUGCAGGCGCUUGAUGCAGAUGCUUCCGGCACAAUAUGGAUCGGUACCAAAAAAGGGCUCGCCACUUAUGAUGGACCCUCAGUAUCCUUGUUAUAUAACGCGGAUGCAGGCCGAUUCCAGGAAGAGGAUCUGGCUCGUCACUAA
This is a messenger RNA of Ostertagia ostertagi, 408 nucleotides long. Lineage: Eukaryota; Metazoa; Nematoda; Chromadorea; Rhabditida; Trichostrongylidae. The record is from the annotation of a GenBank genome assembly.